UGCCUGCCUGCUCUUCUUGGCAUUUAAACAACCAGAGGAGGAUCAGGAUGACCGGGCAGCUGAGAUAAGGACCAUAUGAAGUUCCCCACAUUACCUCACCCGAUAAGGAAACAAGCAGAGAGAAACGGAGAGGCAGAGAGAAAGAGAGGGCCGGACUGGGAGGAAUUCUCUUGAUGAACCGUGAUGCGCAGAGAAGCAGCCAGGAACUAUAGUGUUUAAACCAGCCGUUUGGGGGUCUGAGUAGAACUGGGGUGCCACAGAGGUCUGGUGAACUUUGAAAGGGAGGUUAGAGGUGCUUGAAUAGAACAGUCCUUAGCAGCUGUAUAAGAAUGAUCACAGAAUAGAAUGUUAUGCUUUUCUGGAGAGUAGAUGAAUAAUGUCAGGUGUUCUUUAGCAAGUAUUUUUUUAAAUCUGGAUUACAUGUAAUAGAUGCCUUCGAACUAGAUCGAAAAAUGACCUCAAACUGUGUGUUCUGUAGCGUAUUUACCUUAGUACUUAAUAGAUGAUAGUUUGACAACAGUCUUCAACACAGGAGAGCAAACUCUCAUCCAGCCAAUAAAAGCAGACUGAACAAAAGUGAUUUAAGUCUUUAGGAGAAUUUGCAACACCACUUUUGCAGCAUCCAUGGCAGUUAAUCCUCUGGAAGAUCUCAUGACGGUUGCAGCGAACCACCAGCUGGUCUCCAGCUCCAUGGCGGAGCCACAGAGCCAUCAGCCCUGUGCAGCCAGCAACCCAGCAUCCCUGCACGAACAUAGGCAGAGCAUACAUAGCAGCCGGGAGCCUAGGAAGUGGGUACAGUCUAUGUGUGGGUCCAGGCCAAACUCUGGUUCCAGUUGGGGUUCUGCCGUCCAGUCCAGGAUGCUGAGGAGUCAACACUCCCCAGAAAAUGCCGCUCGAGAAAGGAGCCGCGUACGCAACCUGCGACAGGCCUUCCACAGUCUGCAGGCUGCUCUGCCCUCAGUCCCACCUGACACCAAGUUAUCUAAGCUGGAUGUUCUGGUUCUGGCUACCAACUAUAUAGCUUAUUUAACAGAGACCCUAGAGGGAGGGAUCGUGGCUGAGCACACCCUGCCCUCCAGGCGGGGUGGAUACUUGCAUCCUGUUAAGAAGUGGCCCAUGCGUUCCCUGCUCUACUGUGGCAGCAUGGGAGCGCUGCUAUCUGGAGUCUCAGCCAAUCAGAUGCCACCGCCUGGACGGGAUGGGACACACCCUCUGAGACCCACCUUAGAAGCAGUCAAAGAGUGAUAAUAGAACAUGUGACAAAACUUUCAUCCCAUUUCUUAUCUUUUAUCUGGACUAGCCAUUUAGCUACUAUUGAAUGCAAUAUCUAUAACAAAGUAACAAAAAGAAGUUACUUUCAAAGCAAAUUGUCAGUUUGGUUCCCGAAAUACAUCCAUUGAAUACAUUCUUGCAGUUUUGGGUUCAUGUUAAUAUGAAGGACAGGAUCUACAGUAAAAUAACCUUCAGCUACAAGGACAGGGCCAUUCUUAUCUCCAGCUGUUGGAAUUAUGCAAGCUGAUUGGCCUUUUCAUUUAAUUCUUCAAUUUAAAAACUGGUUACAUUUCCAGAUUAGUACAAAAGUUCCAAGAUUGAAUUUGUUGUGUGUAUCUGCAGAAAAAGGAAAAGCUUGUUAAAAGUAAUUCUAUUCCCUGCCAUCUGGGGAAAACAUAAGGGGACAGCACAGAGAUUUAGAUUUACUUUUGUUGAAAAUAUUCCAACAUUAUUUGAGCAUUAGACAGCAGAUUGUCAGGAGGGAUUUCAUACAAAGAAAUGAAGAGGGUGCUUCACUUGACUAAUUAUUCCACAAAUCACUACAUGGAGGAACAGUGUUUGACCUAUUAUCUUGAUUUAAAAGUUGUACAGUGUUUUGUUUUUAUUUUACUUUCACUGUAUGGAAGAGUUCAAUCACCUGUGUACUUUAAGAAAGGGGGGGGCAGACAGAAUAGCAGUGAGUAGCAGUCAGGGAGGGAUUGUUGUGGGAACAAAGCAGCUGUCAACUAUUUUAUAUCUCUGCGAUAAUAACCACUUAAUUCUCUUUACAACUCUGCCACAGAAUGUAACCUUCUUCUUUGAGCAAAACACCAUCUACAAUAAUGUGUUUUGGUCAGAGUUACUUAACACAAACAACAUUUUAGAAGCAAAAAUAAUCCAAUUGGUUGCCGUAGACCUCAGUGGGUUGAGAUAAACUUCCCAACGUCGGUCAUGGAAAAAUUAUUUCAGGAUGUUUCACAUAAUCAUAAAAAAUAUUAUUGUGUUAACUUGACAUAUUCUUAAUUUUGUCAUCAUGAUCAUUUCACAGGAAACAAUCUAUGUAGCAAUCUAUAAUCACCAGACACAUGUGGUGUAAAUCUAAAAAACAUUUGACAUCAGCAGGUAACUGUUACAGCCUGUUGCAGCUCUUAACAAAUAAGAUGUUCCUCUAAUAUUUCUGCAGUAUUCCUUUAGGGACUGAUAGUGUGCCUAUGGUUGACAAUAGCAGUUUACAGUAUUGUGAUUUUAGGAAAAACAAAAACUUUUGAUUGUUUUUUGGACAGGAGUUCUGAAUAAAUGUAAGCAUCUCUGGGCAUAUAGAACAACUGAGAUUCAGUUGUCUAGACUGGUUGGUAAAAAUUACCUCACAAGAAGCAUCAUAUUCAUUAAAUUGAGGACUUCACCUUGAUGAUAAAUUUGUUAACUAAAAAAAAGUGAAUGAAAGAGCUGAGCUUUGAACGAGUUUUUACAAUGGUUGAUCUCUUUAGUUGAAGCAGUGAGAACUUUUGUAACUAAUGCACUUUGCCGUCCCAUAAAAAAAUGAAAUAAAAUUUCAUAAUCAUUUUAACUAGCAUUUAUGAUGCCAUAGAGCCUAGAUGUUGCCUAGCACUGUCUUACAUCGAAGCUUUGUGGACUGAUAAAUAAUUGAAAGCUUAAUGUCCAAAUUGCCCACAUAUUUAAACUAUUCUGUUUUUUGAAUAGUCAUGAAAGCAUAAAUUGAAUCUUUUUUGCAUUUUUUUUUCCUGAGGAGUCCCGUUUGUAAGUGUGUGGGCAUUUUCCUGUGAUAUGGGAUUGUUUGGCAAUGUGUACCUAACAUUACUUUUUGAAAAGCCUUCCUGAUUUUCCAACCGUAAUUAAUUUGCUUGCAUUGUCAUGAAAUCACCCAGCACACAUGAAAACCACAAAACGCCAAAGACAUCUUGAUAUUCCAUAUAUUUCUGUAAAUAAGUAAAAAGUAAAGCAAGUAAACAGGAAAGUAAGUGCAAGUAAAUCCAAAUUAAAUCUUUAAAGAAGCUAAAUAUUAGCACAGUUUGAAUUGACAUCUCGAGAUAAAAAAGAGACAGUUUCCAGUGUCCUCCUUUUUUCACAAUAUUUGUAGUUUUUGUAUCUCAACUCAUAGUUCACUAAGUAUCAUAUUUUGUUGCUGUAUACUAUAAUUGCAAAAAUAAGAGCUCAGUACUGAAAUCCAAUCCAGUAAGUCAUGUUGAUACGUCUGUAGGGUGGAUAGGAGAAGCCUACUACAGAUGAGGGACCAGACUAACUAAAAUCAUCUCCUCCUUGAAGAAAAUGGGCUCAGCUCCACAAGCAACAGUUCUGUGUUCAAGGCUAGAUCUAUAAAUCAGUUAUGGGGUAGGGAGUGGGGUGGAGCUCGCGGUUUCCCAUGUGUAGUGAUGACAAAUUUGGAGCUGCUGGAGUCUAACUACUGAGGCGGAGGUUACAGAAGCCAGAUGCUUUGGUAAAGCAACUGCAAGAGAGACUGAGGUCAAAUGAGAACCAUGGCCAGGCUCACAGCUGGAUGUGACUGUCAAAUAUGCAUGUAACAAAAAGCACCAAAAAACACUGAUCGUAGAAUAGAAAACUUCAAAGUGUUUGUUCUGCAGGAAAAACUAAAAUAAUGACUUUAAUCUUUUACUGGUUAGCAUGUCAUGGUCUAAUGCUUACACAGACAGUUUUAUAUAUAUGUUUUUUGACUGUCAUUUAAGAGCCUUUAUUUUAUUUUAUUUUAUUAUAUAUUUUGCAUUUUAGAAACAUGCAAUUAUGUUUCCAUUUUUUCUUUUUGGAGACAUUGCUUAGUCUUCCCCAUCAAGGUUUCAAGGUCCGAUUUAAUGACACUUGUAGUAGUACAAGUGUAAAAGUACCACAACUUCCACUGUUCAUACACAAUUGACAACUGCUGUCAGUACUUACACUUCAGCUUAGACUCCUCUACUUUCAGUUUAUACACUGAAAUGGCAAAAAUUUUGUUUUAGGACUUCUGCUUCAAAUUACACUUCCAGUUCAAUUUAUCACUUUUAUGUCAACAAUUUCAAGUCCUUUCAGGACUUUGACUUGAAACUAAAGCUUCUUCCAGUGCCUACACUCUACUUGAUAUGUUAACUUCAUUCAGCAGAUCCACUUUCAACUAUUUCCUCAGAAACUUUAGCCUUUUCUAGUUUUAUUCAAUUUUAUUAUUUUUUAUCAGUUAACUUCAUACAAAAUGCAGUAAACAGAAAAAACCUAAAUAAAAUCAAUAAUUGGCAUGACCACCCUUCUGGCUUUAAAAUACAUACCAAUUUUCAUAGGUACACUAGUGCACAGUUCCAGGUAAGCAGGUAGGUUGUUCCAAGCACCCUUGAGAACUUUCCACAGUUCUUCUUUCGAUUUAAACUGCCUCAAUUACUUGUCUCCUCAUGUAAUCCCAGACGGACUCCAUGAUGCUGAGGGCUCUAUGGGGGCAAUAUCAUCUUUUGCAGGACUCCCAAAGGAGCAUCUCUAUCUGCAGGCCAUAUGGCUGCCUUCAAAGUGUGUAUCUUUGUUUUUGUCCAUGUUCCCAUGUAAAGACAGCUAUUUAUGCCACUGGAAAAGCUUCAAGAAAGCAUGUAUCCAAAGUGUCUGCCCCCUCAUCCCCUCAUGUUGGGAGAUAAUCAACAUAUUUUCACUAUCUCCUGCUCAUUAUGGCUGGUACACGCUGAUUACAAGCUGGAUUUAUGGAGCUCUGAGGCCACACUCCCCCCUGCUUUGGCUGGGCCUCUGCUGGAUCUGGGUAGACAUCAAGGGAGAGGAUGACAGCGAGGAGGAGGACAAGUUGAGAGGAGAAUGAAGAGGAAGAGGGGAGGAUGGAGGAGAAGAGUGGAUGACAGAAGAGAGAGCAGGAUAGCGGAGAAAAAAAAUAUAGGAGAAUAAAGGAAAAGAGAAGACGGGGACAAACGAGAGCAAAUCAUAAGACAGCAACAUGAGGGUGGAAGCGGGAGUAGAGCAAAGGAAAAAAGUGAGGAAAAGCAUGAUGCUGACAAAUUAUUUUUUUAUUUCAGCUGACUACUGCUGAGUAAUGCUAAUAUUACACAUACAUAAUAUUUGGUCUGUCUGAGAUAAGAUUAUACUUAACUGUAAAAUUACUCUUGGCUAACCAUUAAAAUUAUGAACCAGGACAUUUUUCAUUUACUUUUUUCCUUUUUUCAGUUUAUAUCAAGGACAAUGCUGCUAGUUUAUACUCAGGGAAAAAAAAUCCCAGUAUGGAAUUUCAGUAAGUACUAAGAACAUUAAGCUUAUAAUACUAGCUACUGCCUCACAUUUUUCUGGGCGUCAGUUAAACAAAAACAGUGUUCUGAGGAUUAAUUCAAGUUCAGCCAAUCAUAUUCUGAUGAUAAUCUCUGAGUUAAUACAUAUAUACCAUGAUACAAUAUGAGUGGAGGUGAGACACAGACUAAAGGUCAGGUUCAAAAAAAAAAAAUCACUCGUUGCUGCUGAUCAAAAAAAAAAAAAUCACAAAUCCUGUUGUGGUGUAUUACACUGGCGUUUUUUUUUUCAUUUUUCUUUUUGGUUCACAGAAAGGCUUAACGUGCAGGUAAUUUUAAAAUCUUUCCCUCUUAUUGGCAUUAAGU
This is a messenger RNA of Xiphias gladius (swordfish), 5831 nucleotides long. RefSeq names its product transcription factor 23-like. The record is from RefSeq and is a predicted model, not a curated record. The coding region runs from base 625 to 1245 and encodes 206 amino acids. Gene Ontology annotation, molecular function: DNA-binding transcription factor activity, RNA polymerase II-specific; protein dimerization activity; RNA polymerase II transcription regulatory region sequence-specific DNA binding. The transcript is spliced from 4 exons. Gene Ontology annotation, biological process: regulation of transcription by RNA polymerase II; developmental process. NCBI's taxonomy places the organism in Eukaryota, Metazoa, Chordata, Actinopteri, Istiophoriformes, Xiphiidae.